AUGAAGUUCUCCGCUGCUGUUGUCCUGGCUGCUGCCUCCAGCGCUCUUGCUGCCUCCAACGUCACCGUCGUCACCCAGACUGUCCAGUCCCUCGUGACCUACUGUCCUUCCGCCACCACCAUUGUCCAGAACAGCAAGACCUACACCGUUACCAAGGCCACCACCCUGACCAUUCUCGACUGCCCUUGCACUGUCGUCAAGACCGUCCCCGCCUCCACUGUUCCUGUCAUCUCCACCAGCGCUGCUGCCGUCAAGUACAACACCACCGUUCCCGGUGUUGCUCAGCCCACCGGUGCUACCUGGACCACCAAGGCCGGCUCCAACCCUACCGGCACUGGCAAGACCUCCGUCCCCACUGCCGCUGGUGCCAAGAUGGGUCUCUCUGGACUCGCUGGUGCCGUCGGUCUCGCUGCCUUCCUUCUGUAA
Molecule: messenger RNA, 426 nt
Organism: Clonostachys rhizophaga
Lineage: Eukaryota; Fungi; Ascomycota; Sordariomycetes; Hypocreales; Bionectriaceae
Source: the annotation of a GenBank genome assembly